Messenger RNA from Diospyros lotus (date-plum), 1009 nucleotides. RefSeq names its product E3 ubiquitin-protein ligase RSL1-like. Bases 22 to 798 code for a protein of 258 amino acids. The record is from RefSeq and is a predicted model, not a curated record. NCBI's taxonomy places the organism in Eukaryota, Viridiplantae, Streptophyta, Magnoliopsida, Ericales, Ebenaceae. Gene Ontology annotation, molecular function: zinc ion binding; ubiquitin protein ligase activity; ubiquitin conjugating enzyme binding. Gene Ontology annotation, biological process: positive regulation of proteasomal ubiquitin-dependent protein catabolic process; ubiquitin-dependent protein catabolic process; protein polyubiquitination. The transcript has 2 exons. Gene Ontology annotation, cellular component: ubiquitin ligase complex; cytoplasm.
GCCAGAAACCUAGCAUUAGCAAUGGGCAACGCGAAUGCAAAGAAACCCUGGCAGGAACGGACACCGCUGACGGAGCCGGAAUUCUCACCCUUCACCUGCGAAAUAUGCGUCGAACCUAGGCCGGCGGAGAGGAGAUUCGUGAACAAUGCCCAGUGCGUCCACCCAUUCUGUACGGACUGCAUCGCCAGGUACAUCCAGGUCAAGGUCCAAGACGACGGCGCCGCAGACGUCAAGUGUCCCGCCGUGGACUGCGAUCAUAUGCUGGAUGCCAUCCGUUGCCGGCCGAUCAUCGGCCAGAAGCUAUUCAACUCGUGGUGCGACGUGCUCCGCGACAACUUUUUUCUAGGGUUGGACCGGUGCUACUGCCCCAACCGGGAGUGCUCGGCGCUGGUGCUGAACGAAUGCGGUGGCAAUGUGAAGCGAUCGGAGUGUCCGUAUUGCAAGCGGCUCUUCUGUUUCCAGUGCAAGCUUCCCUGGCACGCGGGGUACCGAUGCGAAGAUAGCGGAGAGACGAGGGAUGGGAACGAUAUCGUGUUUGGGGUUCUUGCCGAAAGGAAGAAGUGGACGCGAUGCCCCAAUUGCAAUCACUGUAUUGAGCGCGUUGCAGGUUGCUCCAUUGUCUAUUGCAGAUGCGGGACCAGGUUCUGCUACAAGUGCGGGAGGAAGUUACAUUAUACCAGAUGUGGCUGCGGCUGGAAUGCAGAGAGGUGGCUUUAUCUCCUUACUAUCUGGAUAUUCUUUUUGCUCGUCCUGGAAACCUUUUUUCUUCUAUCUAGAAUCUUAAGAUUUGGUUCUUGAAGAUAACCAAACUUAUUGAUGAUUCCUCGAGCUAAUGUUUAUAGAUAUUCGACAAAUCUUUAAAUGUCUCUCAGCUAUUCUUCCAGAGAUUCGGAGCUCUGGGCUUGAUGUUUAUUUCAGAAAUUCUUAAUGUACAGUUACUUGGACAACGUACCAUUUAUCUAUUGGAAUGAAAGUAAUGCAGCUAGUAGGAUGUAAAUAGAAAUCACAA